AUGGUUAAACCACCGGAAGGUGGAGGCCUCUUUGUAGCCGGCUGGUUUCUGGCACUGUGUAUCAUCAGUGUCAGCGGCCAGCUGGGCUCCGAGUACGGAUGUCCUACUCAGGAGAGGAUUCUACCUUGCAGAUGCUCGACCCGUGAUAUGGAGAUUCAAAUAUGGUGCAGUCAUAGCGACUUACCAAAGGUUCUCGAGGGUUUAAAAGCAGUGAGCCAUUACAUAGACCGACCGGUGGACGAAUUGAUCCUGGAGAACAAUAAUCUGCCUAGUCUACCGGGCAAAGUUUUCGCCACGCUACGCGUUCUCCGUUUAAUGCUGCGAAACAAUCGCCUCGAGAGAGUGUCCUCCGGUUGGCUAGAAGGUCUCCAUGAUUCGUUAUUAGAGUUAUUCGUCGUGGAGCCUGAUUUACGAUCAUUGCCGGUGGAUAGUCUCGAAAAUCUACAGGGUUUGGAGGCGGUCACUUUACAGAGUCGAGUGAUGAAGAAACUACCGAAGUUUUCUGGCCUGCCGAAGCUCAGAUACCUCCAGAUCAAUUCUCCGGCGUUGUUGGAAUUGGCGCCGAGAAACUUUCGAGAUUUGCCCAGCUUGGAACAGCUGCAUGUGUUUGGUAGCUCGCGUCUGAUACGCUUGGAGGCAGGCCUCUUUCGAGGCCUACCCCGACUCGAACUGGUGAACAUUACCGAUUGCGGAAUUCAUUGGGUUCAUCCUCGAACCAUGAUCGAUCUACCGGAAUUGAAAGAAGUCUCUUUGGUCGGUAAUUCGAUAGUCGAAGCCGGAAUGAUCGGUCGCGCCUGUACGGAUCUGCCCUCGUUAUCGGUGAUACGGCUCGAUCGAAAUCGAAUAAAUCGUCUCGACGAGGGAGCGUUCAUCGAUCUACCAGUCCUAUCCCGCUUGUACUUAUCGAGGAAUCACAUUACCGAGGUGUUCGCUGGAGCGUUCCAAAGAAUGCCAGCCUUGAAGACCGUCGAUCUUAAUUACAAUCUAAUACAUCGCGUGCAUCCCGAAUUUUUCCCCCGGCGGCCCGGAAACGUCCUAGAGGAUCUGUGGCUGAUCAAUAACGAUCUCAGCCACGUGACCGAAUUACGAUCGAUAAUGGAGGCGUUGCCCAGAUUAAAGUUUCUCGACGUGAGCCACAAUCAAAUCGAGGAGAUACCGUUCGGUUCGUUGAGGGGUCAUCCCACGUUAGAAAGACUUCACCUUGAUCACAACAGAGUGGCCUUUCUGCAAAGGGAGACCUUCACCGCGAUGCCCGCUCUCAGGGAACUUCGAUUAAAGAACAAUUCUUUGUCGAACCUGCUGGAGAUUCCGUUCUGGGACUUGCCCGCGCUGAAGGGGCUCGAUCUCUCCGAAAAUUAUUUCCGCCACGUUGAACCACGUCUGCUGGCGAACUUGCCGAGCUUGAGACGAUUGGAUUUGAGCGGAAACGCGAUCGGACUCAUAGAGCCUGAAUCGUUCUUAGGUACGCCAGCCCUGGAGCACGUCAACAUCUCCGGAAACGCGCUCUCUGUUCUCCAUCCGUUGACAUUUCAUCAUUUAAACAAUCUUUACGAACUGGACGUCGGUUGGAAUCGAAUGCUCGAGAUCGUUCCAGGUCUACCAAGGAACAUCGAACACCUUCACAUGCCCAUGAACCGUAUCGUCGUUCUGCCCGCUGUGUCUUCCCAAGAUUUAGCACUUCCGGUUCUAAGGACCCUGGAUCUCAGUGCAAACGGAAUCGAGAGGAUACAACCUGGUAGCCUGACAGAUCUACCAAACUUGAGAAAACUGAACAUGGGUUACAACUCUCUUCGAAUUAUCGAGGAUGGCACGUUCGAUGGCAUGUCCGGGGUGGAACAGUUGGACUUGAAGUACAAUCGAUUGGUCACUUUACACGGAAGAAGUUUCAGGCCCCUUAGAUCGUUGAUGGAUCUAAGUCUACGGGGAAACCGAUUGGAAGUUCUUAGGCCGGACAUCUUUCAAGAAAACGUUCGAUUGCAGAGGCUGGAUCUCAGUAGGAACAAUCUCGCUCAGAUUCCUCAUGCUACCUUCUCGAACACCAGAGACCUUCGUGAACUGUACGCGUCGCACAACACUUUGACCGAGUUACCCGGAUCGUUGCACGGCUUAACAGCUCUUCAGGUUCUCGACUUGAGCUUCAACAAGCUGAACAUCCUGUCGCCGGAAACGCUAAGCAGCCUAUCGGCCUUGCUCGAGCUGAAACUCGUCAGGAAUCGUAUCCGCGAGCUUCGCGAGGGUGCGUUCGAUGGUCUGCCGCGAUUGUCCCUGAUCGAUCUGGAGAACAAUGAUCUGAGGAUCAUCGAGAGGAACGCUAUCAGAGCUCUACCAGAAUUGCAAGCGAUACGACUUGGAAAGAAUCGAUUACAGAUAAUUCCAAGUGGAGCUUUCACCGAGCUACCUCUUCUCCAAAGCGCGGAACUUCAAGAAAAUCGGAUUCAGGAAAUCGCAAGCAACGCUUUCAUUAACGUGCCUCACCUUCUCUUCCUUAAUCUAAGCUACAAUCAUUUGCCAGCUUUGGAUUACGUUGGCUUGGAGAGUCUACGGUCCCUGGAGGUUCUGGACUUAAGCAACAAUCGAUUGUCCAGGGUGUCUAGCAACAGUUUAGCGUCAAUGGAGUGGUUGGUGGAAUUAAAAAUGGAUAACAAUCGGAUUUGCGCCAUCCAAGGCUCCCCAUUCGACGAAAUGCCGAGGCUUCGGUUUCUCAGCCUGAGAAGCAACCGGAUGGCUUCCGUUUCGGAAGCGGCAUUCAAACGAUUAAGAUCGAACAUUGCUGUCUUGGAUAUCGAUGGUAAUCCAUUGUCCUGUUCUUGUGGGAUGUUAUGGUUGAGGGGAUGGCUACAGCAGGCCUCUUCCGAGGGUCCAAGAUGCGCGGACGGAUCAUUAUUUAAAGAAAUUAGAUUAUCUCGACAGGACUGUCAGAGGGAACGACAGAUAGAUCCAAUUCAUCCCGGAUGCGAGGCUGAAAUGAUCGACAUUGCGCCGUACCCCGUAUCUUCAUCCCUUUACGGGGCAACGGAAGUGGUACCACUCCGCAUGAACAUGAAAGACUUAACGACCCACAGACCUACCCUGGACUCCGACUACAUGUACGAAUAUCCAGAUUACCAAGAACCCAGGAACGAUACAUCUAACGCGACAAGUCAAUCAUUCACUACUGUAACACCAAUAGACUCGAUGAAAGAUGUUCAGACGACAGAGAAAGUUCAAAUUCAAUCGAACAACACCGUGCCUGUGAAGAAGAAUACCCUAAUGCCUCCAUCUCCCAGUAGUUCUGGUUUCACCUUCUUCGGGGUGCCUCUGCCUAGUCUGAACUUUAACCUCUGGGGAAACUCAGGAAGGAAAUCAGAAAGAAAAAAUUCCGAGGGAAGACCUGGCCGAGGUCGUUAUAGAACAUUUCCACCGACGGAACCGGAAAUUCAUAGAGGGGGUUUCGUACCUCUGCCACGUGGGCAGAGUGGUUUCGUGCCUAUCGUGGAUCCUCGAUUAUCUUACCAAAAGCAGAUUAAAAAUGAUACCUCGAGGCAGCAGAAUUUAAGUGUGGUUCAAGAGGAGAAGAGAAAAUGGAAAAGUGGGAAUGGUACAGUGGUAAAGAUCGACAAAGUACAGCUCAGAACGAGUAGGCCCAAGGUGGGAUUCAAGGAAAGAGAAGAAUUAUCCACGACGGCUGCGAACGAAGACGACUCUAGAAGCCAAGCAUCCGGUCAAAAACAGAAUAGUUCGAACCAUGUGAAUUCAACGAAAACGUCGGAUUCGAGUGCCGCAGCGGACGAGUCGCCCCAAGAAGCGAACGAAACAUCUGUGGCCGCUGAGAUUCGGGAUGACAAGAGCCCGGAGAUGAACCGAAAGCCUGGUAAAGUGGAAGAGCAGCCUCACACAGAAGUUGCUAGUCGAAUUGUCUGGACAACAGCUAGAACGAUGUUAGAAACGAGAAAAGAUAUGAAAGAAAAACUUACAGAAGUAACAAAAGGAGAGAAUAAUGUCUUACCAGAUUCGAACACCGUGAGGUUCCAAGAAACGUCCACUUCGACAACAGCAGCUCGAUACGAAUCAAAUGACGACUCGACUGUUAUGACGACCGAUUGGCCAGCUUCAAUGACGUCGGAGAACCGGAAGACCUCCACCUCCAUGGCGACUCAAUUUUCAAGGGAAACGGAAGCGUCGGCGCUUUCGGCGUUUCUGGUCCCAGGUGGCCUAGUGCCAUCCUCCGUUUCAGUAGCGAAUCUACGCCCGUUUGGUCGACCGACUAUAACGAAAGUUGCCUCGCCGCAUUUGGGACUAUCGUCCGAAACAGAGAAGCAGAAAUCCGUGGCAGAGGCUGUCCAACGAAACAUAGAGAUCGUGGAAGAGCAAAUCUUGGAUAAAGACGAGUCUUCGAGGGAGAAUGCGGAAGUGAUUGAAGAUAGUUCGUUCAAUUGGUACUUUCAGCACUACAACGACACUAAUUUGGAGCCGUACGUAGGAAUUGCGUACAGUGGAGGCGAGAAAAUCAGACGAUGGACUUUAAUGGGUCAGAUGUGCCUUGUCUUGUACGCUUUGAUGUGA
Messenger RNA from Dufourea novaeangliae, 4542 nucleotides. RefSeq names its product slit homolog 3 protein (gene atk). The record is from RefSeq and is a predicted model, not a curated record. The transcript has 9 exons. Gene Ontology annotation, molecular function: protein binding. Lineage: Eukaryota; Metazoa; Arthropoda; Insecta; Hymenoptera; Halictidae. The coding region runs from base 1 to 4542 and encodes 1513 amino acids.